CGCCGCCCCCGCCCGAGCACAUUCCCUGCGUGCGCGAAGUGUCCGGCUUCGCCUCGUGCUUCCUCUUCAGCGUCGAGACGCAACACACUAUAGGUUAUGGCACCCGCAGCAUCACAGAAGAAUGCCCGGAGGCCAUCUUCGUGAUGUGCUUGCAGAGCAUCACGGGCGUCAUGAUCCAGGCGUUCAUGGUGGGCAUCGUGUUCGCCAAACUGUCGCGUCCAAAGAAGCGCACACAGACGCUGCUGUUCUCGCGGAACGCCGUGGUGUGUCUGCGCGACGGCAGCCUCUGCCUCAUGUUCCGCGUGGGCGACAUGCGCAAGUCGCACAUCGUGGAGGCUCACGUGCGAGCGCAGCUCAUUCGACAAAAAGUGACGGCGGAGGGGGAGCUGCUGCCCUACUUCCAGCAGGAGCUGCGCGUGGGCGGCGACGGCGACGAGGAGCGCAUCUUCUUCAUCUGGCCCACCACCAUCGUGCACUGCAUCGACCGCCAGUCGCCGCUCUACAACAUGACGGCCGCGGAGCUGGCGCGCGAGCGCCUCGAGGUCGUCGUCAUCCUGGAGGGCGUGAUCGAGUCCACGGGCAUGACCACGCAGGCUCGCUCUUCCUACCUGCCGUCCGAGAUCCUGUGGGGCCACCGCUUCGAGACGCUGGUCACCUUCAAGAAGGAGACCGGCGAGUACGAAGUGGACUACGGCGUCUUCAACAGCACCUACGAAGUGGCCACGCCCCUCUGCAGCGCCCGCGAGCUGGACGAGCGCCGCGCCCGGCUCAGCGGUGAGGCCGCGCCUCAAGCCGCGCACGCCCCGCCCCGUUCCGCCCCGCCCCACCCCGCCGCAUGUGCAGCUGACCCCCGGACCUCACGACCC
Messenger RNA from Gryllus bimaculatus (two-spotted cricket), 866 nucleotides. The record is from the annotation of a GenBank genome assembly. NCBI's taxonomy places the organism in Eukaryota, Metazoa, Arthropoda, Insecta, Orthoptera, Gryllidae.